Brachypodium distachyon (stiff brome) is the source of this 722-nucleotide messenger RNA. Its product is annotated as histone H2B.1. Lineage: Eukaryota; Viridiplantae; Streptophyta; Magnoliopsida; Poales; Poaceae. Bases 85 to 555 code for a protein of 156 amino acids. Gene Ontology annotation, molecular function: structural constituent of chromatin; DNA binding; protein heterodimerization activity. The transcript has a single exon. Gene Ontology annotation, cellular component: nucleosome. Gene Ontology annotation, biological process: nucleosome assembly. The record is from RefSeq and is a predicted model, not a curated record.
UCACACAAGCAUCUGCAAUUCCCCAUCCAACUCCCAGCGAAACCACUCUCCUCUCCUCCGAACAACCAGCAGCAGCAGCGAUCCAUGGCCCCCAAGGCGGAGAAGAAGCCGGCGGCGAAGAAGCCCGCGGAGGAGGAACCCGCGACCGAGAAGGCCGCGGACAAGGCCCCCGCCGGGAAGAAGCCCAAGGCGGAGAAGCGGCUGCCGGCGGGCAAGACGUCCGCCGCCUCCAAGGAGGGCGGCGAGGGGAAGAAGGGGAAGAAGAAGGCGAAGAAGUCGGUGGAGACGUACAAGAUCUACAUCUUCAAGGUGCUCAAGCAGGUCCACCCCGACAUCGGCAUCUCCUCCAAGGCCAUGUCCAUCAUGAACUCCUUCAUCAACGACAUCUUCGAGAAGCUCGCCGGGGAGUCGGCCAAGCUGGCCAGGUACAACAAGAAGCCCACCAUCACCUCCAGGGAGAUCCAGACCUCGGUCAGGCUUGUUCUUCCCGGGGAGCUCGCCAAGCACGCCGUCUCCGAGGGCACCAAGGCCGUCACCAAGUUUACCUCCUCCUAGGCGAUUUACUGUCUCCCGUGAUUGAUCCCCUCCUUUCGGUAGUAUCACUCUGUAGUUAGCUGAUGGAGUUCUUUUUGUUCCUGUUCGUCGUCGUGUAUGAACCGUGCUGGAUGUGUGCGAUAAACAAUGGAGAAAUAGGACCUAAUGUUCUUCAAUUGUGGCUUCCA